AUGAAUUGCUAUGCAUCUAGAUUAUUGAAUCCUGAUUACGACCGUUCUAGGCUAGUGAUUGUUAAGGAUACUUUAGAGAAUGCAUCCCUACAUCUCUUGUAUCAUCUUAUCUCUUCCUGGUCGAUGAGUUGUUCACCCAACGCUUUGACAAUUUUGCACAAUGAAAAAAUAAGUCAGGCGUAUUUGAACCGGUGUAGAUUUUCCCAAAAAAAGAAUCUUUUUUUCAUCGAUCUAUUUUCAAAUCCGUACGGAUGGGAAGCGAAUGACGAUACCUGUCAGCUUUCUAGCGAUUCGCCAGCAGCAAUUCGUUCUAUACCCUGUACGCAAGUAAAUGACCUGAAUGCCGUUUACGAAGCGAUAGUCCAAGUUUCGUUACAUGCUCAAAAAAGUAUUUUAGUGAUUGACUCUCUGUCAAGUCUGCUUCUUCACGGUCAUCACAUGGAAUCUCUGGCCAUUUUUCUGAAUCAGCUCAAACAAUCCAAAGAUUCGCUAUUUCAGUCUAUUUUUGUAAUUUGGCAUGCGGAUACAGUCGAUCAACGAAAAUGCGAGCGACAACAGCUCUUAGAAGCGCAAGCAACCGAUAUUAUUACCAUGGACAAGCCAGCAUUACUGACUUCCAUCUUGGUCAAGGGUUCAUUCAAAAUUUUGAGAAAAGACAAAAAAGUUAGAAGAUAUUUUGAACAUUACGGUUAUGUUUCUGAUCUCGACGUGCUCAAAUUCUACAGUAAUGAGCAAGUUUUUUCCUCAGUAAAAAUAAAUGCAGCUGAAUCGCAAAGUACCAUGCAAAUCGGGCAAGAUGACAUUGACCGGCCAACUGAUGAGCAGGUACGAGCUAGAAGAGCAGUUCAACUCCCUUACGCCAACGCAAAGAAGUAUGCCUCCCAGAGUAUUUCUGGACUUCCGGAAUUGAGUCUCGAUGAACAGCAAGAUACCUCGUUAUAUGAUGUCGAGGCAGAUGAGUUAGAAGACGAGAUAUAAGAUUAUUUACAAAAAUACAAUACAUCUUUUCUAUGAGAAAAAAAAUCGCGAUCAGCUCUUGAUGCACUUAUAUAUGCUUCCAGAUGUCGAGAUUAUCAUCUGUGACAAUCUGAGCCUGGAAUUUUGACAGAUCCAAUCAUAUGCAUAGGAACUUUUACUGUGAUAUCGUUUGCAGUCAUAAACCUGUGUAAUGUCCGUAUACUAUGUGUGCGUGAACAUCUAUGGUCUCAGCGCUUUUGAGUGUAUUUAGAGCAAGGCCAAACUUCUCUUCUUGAUUUGACUCUAUUUCUAUUGGUCUACUCUAUGCCUGGCUUUGAAAUUGAUAAACACAAAAAAGGGUGUUUCAAGUGCGAUAAGCUUUUUCCACGAAUCCACGGUAAAUUGGUUAAAAACCUAUCAAAUGACACGAGAUCUUCUCUCAGUUCACCAGACUGGAACAAAAAACGUUGUAUUUCUGUUUGAUUCGCUUUUAUCUCACUAGCGAGGUUAUAAAAACGACCAACUGGAUUGACUAAACUAGGCAGACCUAUAUAAAUAAUUUCAACCUUUCCAUCAUCAAGCCCAAUAGUCAGCCACAUCCCUACCUUCCAAAGGGCUUCGUCUGGAUAUUCGUUAGGAUACUUCUGUUUGUCCACACCUGAAAAUAUAAUUGAAGCGAAACACAGCACGGUGCCAGUUGGAGCACAUCUCCGAGGCAACAAGUCGACUUCGUAGUUUACCAAAACGGCAUUACGUUUUAAACGGCCUAGACCAUCCUCGACCUUAGUAAAAAUCCAUCUCUCAAACUCAAAAAAA
Messenger RNA from Schistocerca gregaria, 1773 nucleotides. RefSeq lists its product as uncharacterized. The coding region runs from base 1 to 978 and encodes 325 amino acids. The record is from RefSeq and is a predicted model, not a curated record. Gene Ontology annotation, cellular component: nucleus; cytosol; elongator holoenzyme complex. The transcript has 2 exons. Gene Ontology annotation, molecular function: tRNA binding. NCBI's taxonomy places the organism in Eukaryota, Metazoa, Arthropoda, Insecta, Orthoptera, Acrididae. Gene Ontology annotation, biological process: tRNA wobble uridine modification.